GUAAGGCUGAUCUUGUGAAACUUCCAACCACAGCUGCCUUACUUUCCAGUGUAAUAGUGAAGAAUAACUGCAAUUUAGACUAGAAUCCACUAGAUGUCCUUAACAUAUUUGACAUAUUUGCUUGAGUGAAAUAGUUUGCUACAAAGCCAGAACUUUGGUAAACUUUGGAGUGAAGACGUAUAGGUGGAAAACUUGUGGAGCAACCUCUGUCUUCAGUUCCUGGUAACUGGGUGAGUCCAUAGUGUUGUUUCACAGUCUGUCUCAGCCUAAAGGUACUCCUGCAGGGUAUAAAUCUGUUACUUUGGUCUUCAUCAAUGGAGUGAGAGAUUCCAGUUGGAUGCUGUGCCAGGAGAGAGAAUGACAGGUGUCUGAAAAAUCCUGUGUUCGUAGAUUUAGCUUAGUCUCCAGCCGGCUCCUAACAAAGAACAUGUAUUUGGGACUGCUAAAGCAUCCAGACACAAUCAGAACAAGGAGGAAUCCAAAGCAGUCUGCAUCCAACACGUGGAUGUAACAGCAAGAAAAAGAUAUUACAACUGCUGCUGUGAAGAGUGUUGGCUUCAAAUAAAGCAGAAAAAAGUUCUUCUCACCAUGGGUAUUCCGAAACUUGCAAGUCUGACUUUUCUUGGCUGGUUGUUAUUUCCAUUAGUCCUGGACUGUGGUUUUGCUGCCCACAAUAUGGAACUACUACCGAAGAAUUCAAGUUCUUCAGUUCAAGCAGAUCCAUUUGAUGCUACUGAAUCGGGGAGAGAUGAAAGGCUACAUAUAUUCACUGUAGAUUAUGAAUAUGUGCAAAUCCCCUAUGAAGUUACGCUUUGGAUACUCCUAGCCUCCCUUGCGAAAAUCGGUUUUCAUCUCUACCACCGGCUGCCACAUUUAAUGCCCGAAAGCAGCCUCCACAUUGCCAUGGGUGUCUUGGUUGGUGCAAUUAUUUUUGGUACUGACCACAAGUCCCCUCCAGUCAUGACUACAAACAUUUACUUCUUGUACCUCCUCCCACCCAUUAUCCUUGAACAAGGAUAUUUUAUGCCUACCCGGCCCUUUUUCGAAAAUUUUGGAUCCAUUCUUUGGUGGUCUGCCAUGGGCUCCCUGAUGAAUGCUUUUGGCAUUGGCUUCUCUCUUUACGGGAUCUGCCAAAUCACGGCCUUUGGCCUCAAGGAUGUGAACUUGCUGGACAACCUGAUGUUUGGCAGCAUGAUCUCAGCCGUGGAUCCUACAGCUGUCUUAGCUGUGUUUGAGGAGAUGUCCGUCAACGAACAGCUUUAUAUGAUGAUAUUUGGAGAGUCUUUGUUAAAUGAUGGGAUAACUGUGGUUUUGUACAAUAUGUUCAUUGCCUUCACUCAAAUGCAUAGAUAUGAGGAGAUAGAGCCCAUUGAUGUCCUGGCUGGAUUUGCUCGCUUUUUUGUUGUGAGUCUUGGCGGGCUGCUGUUUGGCAUUGUCUUCGGGAUUGUGGCCGCAUUUAUGACUCGAUUCACACAGAACAUCUCUGCCAUCGAACCUCUCCUAGUCUUCAUGUUCAGCUACUUGUCCUACUUGGCUGCAGAAACUCUGUACAUUUCUGGCAUCUUGGCGAUUGCGGCAUGUGCAGUGACAAUGAAGAAAUACGUGGAGGCAAAUGUUUCCCAGAAUUCCUACACAACAAUCAAGUAUUUUAUGAAAAUGCUGAGCAGUAUCAGUGAAACUCUGAUAUUUGUGUUCAUGGGAGUGUCCACAGUCAGUAGGAACCACGAGUGGAACUGGGCUUUCGUUUGCUUCACAUUGGUCUUCUGCGUCCUCUGGAGGGCACUAAGUGUGUUUUUGCUGUUCUCCAUCAGCAACCUCUUUCGGACUUACCGGUUUACUCUUAAAGAUCAAGUUGUUAUCAUCUAUAGCGGUUUACGAGGAGCCAGCAAUUUCUCUCUGGCAUUUUUGCUUCCUGCAACUCUGUUUCGUAGAAAGAAAAUGUUCAUCACAUCUACUAUUGUGGUGAUAUAUUUAACUGUCUUCAUCCAGGGAAUCACAAUUAGGCCACUUGUAAAGUACCUAGAUCUUAAGAAGACCAACAAAAAGGAGUCCAUCAAUGAGGAGAUUCAUGAACGAAUGAUGGACCACUUAAAAGCUGGAAUUGAAGAUAUUUGUGGACACUGGAGUCAUUAUCAACUAAGAGACAAAUUCAAGAAGUUUGACAACAGAUUCCUGAGGAAGGUCCUACUACACAAGCAGCAACCUCAGUCCAGCCUUGUCUCCCUGUAUAAGAAAUUGGAAAUAAAACAAGUUAUUGAGAUGGUAGAAAGUGGGGCAGUGACUCCAGCAACCUCCAAAUCAUCCUCUUUGAGGCAUAGAAAGCAAAGAGUGCAUAGACUUUCCCCUGAAGAGGUGGCGUCCAUGCAGGCCAUACUGGCACACAAUCUGUAUCAAGUGAGACAAAGGACUCUGUCGUACAACAGGUACAACCUUUCUGCAGAUACAACUGAGGAACAAGCCAAAGAAAUCCUGAUCCGGCGCCAGCAAAGCCUGAGGCAGACUGUGAGGAAAGGGUGCAGCUUACCACGGGGAGGGCAGGCUUCCACUAAGACUGUACGUUAUUUGUCAUUACCUUUCGGCUAUGCUGGACACACUAGGAGAGAAGCUAGGAAUGAUGAAAAUGGCUCAGGGGACUCCAGGAGUGAUUCUGAGACUGAUUCACGUACAGAGCCUUGGUCUGGGACCCGCCGAUGGAAGUGGCAACAGCAGGAACUCCUUCCAAUGAAGCAGCUACAUUCAAGAGUUGAGCCAGCAGAUCUUACAGGUCAGAAAAGAAGAACUGAGCAGGAGAGAAUUGCCAGAAGGCAAGAACCAUUGUUACCACCGAAACCACCGCUAAAUUCACGGCUUGAAACUGAUAUCCAGGAAGUUGAAUCAGAGAAUGAUGAGGUGAGCAGCUCGCUAUUUCCAUCAGUGUCUACCUUUAGAGGGACAACAGAAACCCGAGAUGGGCCAAGGAGACAUUUUACUGUAAGAAAAAAAUGAUUGCCCCCACAUAAAAAUAAACGCUCUUUCCAUUCCCUUGCAUCAUUUCUUCCAGGAAGUUUUUGAGUCAUUCAAACUGCCUAUUUCAUAAUUCAUAAACUCAGUUUAACAAGUGGAUGAACACCUUGAUUGCUAUGGGUAAAAUAAAUAAAUUUUGGAUUCCAUUUGCCUGCAAAUUGUCUAUCACUGGCAUUAACUUCUACAGACUCUUUGGGUUGGUCCAAUUGUAGAAUACUGUUUUAUGUUUCUACCUCCUU
This is a messenger RNA of Pogona vitticeps (central bearded dragon), 3242 nucleotides long. It is a transcript of the gene SLC9A4, whose product is annotated as solute carrier family 9 member A4. The record is from RefSeq and is a predicted model, not a curated record. Gene Ontology annotation, molecular function: sodium:proton antiporter activity; potassium:proton antiporter activity. Gene Ontology annotation, biological process: sodium ion import across plasma membrane; regulation of intracellular pH; proton transmembrane transport. Gene Ontology annotation, cellular component: plasma membrane. Lineage: Eukaryota; Metazoa; Chordata; Lepidosauria; Squamata; Agamidae.